Aspergillus nidulans FGSC A4 is the source of this 1167-nucleotide messenger RNA. RefSeq names its product protein flbC (gene flbC). The coding region runs from base 1 to 1065 and encodes 354 amino acids. Lineage: Eukaryota; Fungi; Ascomycota; Eurotiomycetes; Eurotiales; Aspergillaceae. The transcript is spliced from 3 exons. The record is from RefSeq and is a predicted model, not a curated record.
AUGACGAUGGUUAUUGAGAACCAGAACCGCCAGUAUGGCGGCGGAAUGGGGUUUGACAGUGUUUACCAGCAUCCGCACCACAGUCAACCACCGCAGUUCUCAGAUCCUUGGACCACCGCCCAUUCGUCAUCCCACUCGACGCCCCCCGUAUAUCCAGCUUCCGUGGGCAUCAAGCAGGACGAGACUAGCCGUCCUUCUCACAUCCCUAUGCCAUACUCGGUCUCUGUUUCGGCUCCCUCGAUCGUGGCAGGCAGUAACUACUCGUCCGCGUCUACGUCUGCGAGCUACCCGGCCCCCGACAUGAUGGGCCUUCCCCAUGAGAUCCCCCGGACCUCGUUCGACCAUGCUCCUGCCUACACCACAGCUCCCUCGAUCAGCAGCUUUGCGCCAGCCAGCUAUGCGCCCAUCAGUUACGCUUCUCCGGUUCACCAGGACAACCGCAGGAUAUCCCAUGCUGAUGCUUCCCGCGUUGCUUCAUCCCAAUCCACAUCAGGCCCGACAUUUGGAGACGCGCUGGAUGCCAGUCGCGGAAUGGUGGCUCUCAGCCAGGAUCUGACACCCCGAAAUAUCUAUGGGCCUCGAGGAUCUCGAGGCUCGGGCGAUUCCUACGGAUUCCCCCUAGCACACUCGGCUGGUUCGUCUAUCUCAUCUGCAGGCUCUUACCCAUACUACAGCGCGUCCGUCGCGUCGGUAGAGUCGUCUGUCACCGAUUACAGCUCAACAACUUCAGAGUCUUACGAAAAUGGCCACUUGUCACGCACACUCCCACGCCCGUCCACUCUUCUCACCGGCAGUGCUCCUCCGGGCCCUCAAUCGAUGAUGAGCCAGUUCAGUUCGAAAAUGCCGUCCAACACCCAGAAGAAGCACAAGUGCAAGGUGUGUGACAAGCGGUUUACCCGGCCAUCCUCUUUACAGACCCAUAUGUACAGUCACACUGGCGAGAAGCCAUUCGCUUGUGACGUGGAAGGCUGUGGUCGACACUUUUCCGUUGUCUCUAACCUCCGUCGCCACAAGAAGGUCCACAAGGGCGGGAAGGAGGGAGGUUCAGGCGAUGACGAAGAGUAAUCGUUUCAAUCGACCUGCCCUAUCCUGAAUACCCUGGCCACUAAACCUUCGCCUGGAGUGAAGGAUUGUGUACGAUUCGGCUUUCGAAUUCUCCACACACAU